Molecule: messenger RNA, 3528 nt
Organism: Eremothecium sinecaudum
Lineage: Eukaryota; Fungi; Ascomycota; Saccharomycetes; Saccharomycetales; Saccharomycetaceae
Gene: PYC2
Product: pyruvate carboxylase 2
Exons: 1
Coding region: 1-3528 (1175 amino acids)
Biological process (GO): pyruvate metabolic process; gluconeogenesis
Cellular component (GO): cytoplasm
Molecular function (GO): metal ion binding; ATP binding; pyruvate carboxylase activity
Source: RefSeq, a predicted model, not a curated record
AUGGCCUCGAAAUUGACUGGAUUUCGUGAUAAGUCUACUCUACUAGGUGAGAAAAACAAGCUUUUAGUUGCUAAUAGAGGCGAAAUACCAAUUAGAAUAUUUAGAACCGCUCAUGAAUUGUCUAUGAAAACGGUUGCGAUUUAUUCGCAUGAAGAUCGACUAUCUAUGCAUAGGUUGAAAGCGGAUGAGGCCUACUUAAUUGGUGAAGAAGGUAAAUUUACACCUGUGGGAGCAUAUCUGGCUAUAGAUGAAAUUAUUAAGAUUGCUAAAGAACAUGGAGUUGACUUCAUUCACCCUGGUUAUGGGUUUCUCUCCGAAAACUCUGAGUUUGCAGCCAAGGUUGAAAAAGCUGGUAUCACGUGGGUGGGUCCUUCUGCCGAGGUAAUUGAGUCCGUCGGAGAUAAAGUUUCAGCACGUAGACUUGCGGAUAUCGCAGGAGUUCCAACGGUUCCUGGAACACCAGGGCCAAUUGAGACUGCUGAAGAGGCAAAGAAGUUCGUCGAAGAAUAUGGGUACCCUGUGAUUAUCAAAGCCGCAUUUGGCGGUGGUGGUAGGGGUAUGCGUGUGGUUAAGGAAGGAGAUGAUAUUGCCGAUGCCUUCCAACGUGCGGCAUCUGAGGCAAAAUCUGCAUUUGGUAAUGGUACGUGCUUUGUUGAGCGUUUCCUAGAACAACCUAAGCAUAUUGAAGUCCAAUUGCUAGCAGAUGGAUACGGUAAUGUGAUCCAUUUGUUUGAGAGAGACUGCUCUGUGCAGCGUAGACAUCAGAAAGUUGUCGAGGUGGCACCUGCUAAAACGUUGCCAAUAGAAGUUCGCGAUGCUAUUUUGACAGAUGCUGUUAAGUUGGCAAAGGCUGUAAACUAUAAGAACGCGGGAACUGCGGAAUUCUUAGUGGACAACCAAAACAGACACUACUUUAUUGAAAUUAACCCUAGAAUUCAAGUUGAGCAUACAAUUACGGAAGAGGUUACUGGUGUUGAUAUUGUAGCUGCUCAAGUGCAAAUUGCUGCUGGUGCUUCAUUGGAACAAUUGGGCUUAAUUCAAGACCGUAUUACUACCCGAGGCUUUGCAAUCCAGUGUCGUAUCACCACAGAAGAUCCAGCAAAGAACUUUCAACCUGACACAGGUCGUUUAGAUGUUUACCGGUCAGCAGGUGGUAACGGUGUGAGAUUGGACGGUGGUAACGCAUUUGCAGGUGCUGUCAUCUCUCCAUUCUAUGACUCGAUGUUGGUGAAGUGCACAUGUUCCGGUUCGACAUACGAAAUCGUUAGACGUAAGAUGUUGCGUGCUUUGGUAGAAUUUAGAAUUAGAGGGGUUAAGACCAACAUUCCAUUUUUGUUAACAUUGUUAACACACCCAGUGUUCAUCGACGGCAGCUAUUGGACUACGUUUAUUGAUGAUACUCCUCAACUAUUUGAAAUGGUUGCUUCUCAAAACAGAGCCCAGAAACUGCUGCAUUACUUGGCAGACCUUGCAGUUAAUGGUUCCUCCAUUAAGGGUCAAGUUGGUUUACCAAAAUUGACAACUCAGCCAACUAUUCCUGCCUUGCACGAUGAAGAAGGUAAUGUUAUCGAUGUUUCCGUCCCCUGUGAAUACGGUUGGAGACAAGUUCUUCUAGAGUAUGGUCCUGAAGAAUUUGCAAAACAGAUUCGUCAAUUCAACGGAACUCUACUCACCGAUACUACAUGGAGAGAUGCUCACCAAUCUUUAUUGGCUACAAGAGUCCGUACCCAUGAUUUGGCAGCCAUUGCUCCAACCACAUCAUAUGCUUUGGCGGGAGCUUUCUCAUUAGAAUGUUGGGGUGGUGCCACCUUUGAUGUUGCAAUGAGAUUCUUGCAUGAGGAUCCAUGGGAUCGUUUAAGAAAACUAAGGAAGUUGGUUCCAAAUAUUCCAUUCCAGAUGUUGCUACGUGGAGCCAAUGGUGUUGCGUACUCUUCCCUUCCUGAUAAUGCUAUAGAUCAUUUCGUAUUCCAGGCUAAGGAAAAUGGUGUUGAUAUCUUUAGGGUCUUUGAUGCAUUGAACGACUUAGAACAGCUGAAGGUUGGCGUUGAUGCUGUAAAGAGGGCGAAUGGUGUGGUAGAAAGUACCAUUUGUUAUUCUGGCGAUAUGUUGCAACCUGGAAAGAAAUAUAACUUGGAUUACUACUUGGGGCUAACUGACGAGAUAGUUAAAAUGGGCACCCAUAUCUUAGGUAUCAAGGAUAUGGCAGGUACUAUGAAACCUGCAGCAGCCAAAUUGUUGGUUGGAUCUAUAAGGGCCAAAUAUCCAAAUUUGCCAAUCCAUGUUCACACACACGAUUCUGCUGGUACUGGUGUUGCAUCUAUGGUUCAAUGUGCCCUUUCUGGUGCAGAUGUUGUUGAUGUUGCAAUCAAUUCUAUGUCUGGAUUGACCUCCCAACCAUCAAUUAAUGCUUUCUUAGCAUCUGUAGACGGCGAACUAAAAACUAAUAUAAACCCUAGCUUCGUUCGUGAAUUGGACGCAUACUGGGCUGAAAUGCGCUUAUUGUAUUCUUGUUUCGAGGCAGACUUAAAGGGCCCAGACCCUGAAGUUUACGAGCAUGAAAUCCCGGGUGGCCAAUUGACCAACCUAAUAUUCCAGGCUCAACAACUGGGUCUUGGCAAACAGUGGACUGAAACUAAGAAAGCUUAUCGCGAGGCGAACCUGCUGCUAGGUGACGUUGUGAAGGUCACCCCUACCUCAAAGGUUGUGGGUGAUUUGGCCCAAUUUAUGGUGUCAAAUAAGCUUUCUUCCGCAGAUGUGAAACGCCUGGCUAAUUCUUUGAACUUGCCUGAUUCUGUUAUGGACUUCUUUGAAGGUCUCAUUGGACAGCCAUAUGGUGGUUUCCCAGAACCAUUCAGGUCAGAUGUGCUGAGAAACAAGAGAAGAAAGUUGACAUGCAGGCCGGGCUUGGAACUACCUCCAUUAGAUCUACCAAAGAUCAGACAAGAGCUGGAAUCGAAAUACGAGCAGGUCGAUGAAUGCGACGUUGCUUCAUACAACAUGUACCCUAAGGUGUACGAAGAUUUUAUGAAGGUGAAGGAAUUAUACGGUGAUUUAUCUGUUUUACCAACCAAGAACUUCUUGGCUCCAGCUGUUAUUGGUGAAGAAAUUAUCGUGACUAUUGAAAAGGGUAAGACAUUAAUCAUUAAAAUUCAGGCUAUUAGUGACUUGAAUAAGGACACUGGACGUAGAGAGGUGUAUUUUGAGUUGAACGGUGAACUAAGAAAUGUUUCCGUCGUCGACAAAUCGCAAAAGGUUGAGACUAAUGUAAAGGCAAAGGCAGACGACAGUAAUCCUGAUCAUAUCGGUGCUCCAAUGACCGGAGUUGUUAUAGAAGUGAAGACACAAAAAGGUGCUCACGUAUCCAAGGGCCAGGCGAUUGCUAUAUUAAGUGCCAUGAAGAUGGAAAUGGUAAUUUCCUCGCCAAAAGAGGGUGUUGUGCAAGAAAUAUUUGUGAAAGAUGGCGAGACCGUACAAGUCUCAGAUCUUCUGGCCGUGUUGAGUGGAGUCGAGGCCCAAAAAGCGGAGUAA